AUGGAUCAGCCCAUCACCCGAACAGCCCAUUCUACCUUAGAAAGUUCUCCCCAAGAACAUCUUCUUAAACAAACAAAACCAACCGAUUGGAGCUCCAUACACCACCCCGAGGCUGGAGGGUCCUCUGUCUCUACUGCAAACACGUCACCUGCUUGGGCCCAGUACCAGUUCACCAGCAGCAGCAGCUCCAGCAGCGGCAGCGUCACGGGUUGCUGCACGCCUCUUUACUGCAGUCUCAGUCCGACCCCCACCCCAGCAGCGCUCCACUUGGGCCCUUCCUUUUCUGCAAACGAAGAACCCAGCUCUCCUGAGCCGCCAGACUUUUUCGGAGAGGAAAGCAGACGGCAAGGGGAAGGAACCGCAAGAGCUGCAGUUGCAGCAACUGCAGCUUCAACGGCCUCUGCUAGAGCAGGUGCCACAGCAGAAGCGUGGAAUAGCUCGCCCUGUGCGGCGUCUCCCAAUGCGGGUAGAGUCAGGCGUCGUUGGUCUUUGUUGUUGAAUGAACAACCGCUGUCUGUGACGUCGCUGCCGCUGGAGGUGCAAGCGGCGCUCCAGCAAGAUCGAGGAACCUCCUGUCGCAGCUCCUCUGUGCCUGAAUGGUUUGACAUUCAGACUGGCUGUAUAAAGAAAGAACUGUUGCCACAGCUUCCGUCCUUUCGCUCCACUCUCAACACUUCCGUCGCUCGACUGUCUGCGGCCUCCCGUGUGCACCACAGAGUCCGGUGGCCAGGAGAACCUGCUAAGGCUACCACUGCGAGUACGCAGCAACUGCACCCCAAACUAGAAUCUGCAGCAGCAGCAACUCGAAACGCCCUUGUGCCUUCAGCAGCAGCAGUACCAGGUGCAUCAGGGCCUGUUCCUGGCGCACUAUUGCGCAGGAAGUCGGACUCGUUUGCUCUCGCUCUUCAUUCCCGAGGCUCUUCCCCCACAGAGUUGAGGAGCAUCAGCCACAAUUUUGCCCAUGAAUCCACUCCUACUGCCUCACUUGGUGCAGCAGAUGCUACAGCACAACCGCAGCGUUGCCGCCGCGUUCGUUUCGCGACAAUGCCUUCAGCGGUGGAGUACAGAGAGCCGUCCCCGUACGGAAGGUCAGGAGGGGCUUCACCUCCUACCUCCCCAAGGGGGGUUUACUUGCCUGCUCCAAGUGCCGCUCAUAUUUCCUCUCCGCAAGAAGCAGAAGCAGCAGCUGCAUCAGCCCCAACCGCCGCGAGAGGUGGUGGUAGUGUGCACAGCACAUCCACACUUUUGAAAAAAAUGACGCUGAUGAUACAACGGCUCCUCGACUACCCGCCGCUGCAGCGGCAUCACCAAUCCAAGGAUAGUUUACAAGACAGUCUACGGCUAUUUCAUGCCUUUGGGGAAGAGUGUAUGGGUCGGCAUCCUUCGUUGAGCUAUUUUGGCGACUGUUUGGAACGUUGCGAACAGUUGGUUAAAACAAAGCUGCCGGAAGAAGAAGAGGGGCCUCUUAAAGACCUUGUGCAGACAGCUGCUGCUUCAUUGCUCUCCCGAGAAGCCGUUCUCAAGCUGCAUCGAAUGCGGCUGCAGUUGCAACACCCACCAGAAAUGGAACUCUUCCUCACUCCUCUCGAGACGCUGCAGGCAAACUACCUAAUGGCUUUACAUAGAUAUAGCUACACUAAGACACCCACAGUAAAGUAUAAGUAUAUGGACAUCACAAGAAACCCGCGCGUGAGGAUUUAUGACAGGCGGAGAGCCACUUCGGGGCUUCGUCUCCACGCAGCCACUGCUGACGAGGCGCUUUUAGAGGGCGAGAUGCGCACAAACCCCAAUGUCUUUCUCUUGGCGGCUGCCUGUGCAGCAUUCAUCGUGAUGCAGCCGAUGCUGUUUCGGCAACUGCUGCAAGAACAACAACAACUACAACAGCGGCACCAGCAGCCUUCUACUGAAGUUGUCAAUGAAGGGAAAGGGUUUUGCCUGCGGCGUUGUGUCCACCCGGCGGUGGCAUUUGAGCCAAACUCCUCGUGCCUUUGCAGCGUCUGUGCUGCUACAGCUGCAGCAGCUACUGCAGCAGAUGCAGGAGCAACGGGAGUCUGCACUGCAAGGUUCAACGUGUCCGUUUACUUCUGGUUUAGCGUUGCCAGAGAAAAGCUUCGAUUUGCAACAAGUGGGUUUAUGCGUCUUUUGGUUCUGCGGCGUUCUGCGGCGUCUGGAAUUUUGUGUCGCAUUGCUGAGGCACCGGUGCGUAAUGUAGCAAUUGCAACCGAGUCGCAGCUGUUCAAAUGGCCAUCUGUUAAGGAAUUGUUGAAUAAGUCCAACACCGAUAAUGCCUCUUUCCGGAGGCGGGAAUACGCAAGGAGCGAGAAAACGAAUAAAGUUGGUGUUGACAAAGGGGCACGCAAACAAGGACUAAUGCGAGUUGUGGAGUGGGCAGACACAGGAGAGCCCUGGAGUUGCAGAGGCCUUGUAGAACAGGAGGUUUUUGUUCAAGAAGGCGACUUCUUUGUUGUCGCAGAUGAAAUAUUGUUUGAAGUAGUGACAUGCGAGGAAAUGCGUCAUUUGUUUUCCUGUUGUCUGGCAUCAGUAGAGGGCGAAGACGCGACUGACGUUUCCCUGUGCAUCGCCCCCUCUUGUCUUUGCUUGCUUCUUAAACGCUUGUGGCGGCAACGCGUACCUCAUUUGCAGGUUCUCUUGAACAAAUUGGAAGAAAGAAAACAAAAGCUAGUUGUGCAGGCCGCCGGGAGAAGAGGCGUGAACGGGACUCUCGACGCCUACCCCCUCGACCUUUCCAUAGCAGCAGGCUGGCUGCGCAAACCCCGCACAAAGGACACAAAUGCGCAGACAUAUACGAACCAAAAUGCAAACACUGAGGCAGAUAUCAGCAUAAGGGCAGGUCCAAAUGCAGAGGCGGAUACGUAUACGGACCCAAAUACAUAUUCGGAUCCUUCCAGAGAUAGCUGA
Molecule: messenger RNA, 2919 nt
Organism: Eimeria maxima
Lineage: Eukaryota; Apicomplexa; Conoidasida; Eucoccidiorida; Eimeriidae
Exons: 10
Coding region: 1-2919 (972 amino acids)
Source: RefSeq, a predicted model, not a curated record